AUGAGUGGGGCAUUCGUGCUAGCUAGUGUAGAGGGAGCAACGUUGAAGGAGCACAUAGACCAAUACUAUGAAGACAAGCCUGUGUUCACAGUAGGCACAAUCGAUGAAGCAAAAGAUAGGUCGAAUGCAAGUGAGGGAGAAAAGCACAAAGCUGUUCUUGGAGUGGAUUUGGAUGCAGAGGUGACAAGGUUGGAGGAACGCUUGAGGGAUGUGAAGAGACGAAGAGAGGAGGCAAGGACCAUGAAGGCUAACACGAAGCCAGUCGAAGUCAGACUGAAGCAAAGUGCUGAGUCGAGCAAGAUCAUCAAGCAGGUCUUAGACCAGAUGAUGGACAGUGUUGUCAUGUUGACACACUACGAGUUGUUUGUGAUAGCUCCAGAGCUCGAGUGCCAGUAUGCAGCUAAGCUUAUGAGGACGACUCAGAUGUGUGACAAAAUGCUGAACAAGGCUGGAAGUGGACCUGCAAAGGCAGAGGAGGAAGAGACGAGUGAGGAAGCAAGGACUGACAGCAGAGAAGAUCAGCACACAGGUACAAGCGUUGCAUGCAAGGACAACAAAGCACAGUCAAGCCCAGCAGCAGAGCCGAGAACGAGCAGAUUAUUAUGCAGGAGGACGUCAGAAGCCGUUGGAUCAGAGCAGUGUCGAGCAAGGGAGUGUUGGAUAGGCACCCCAGUCAGCAACAACAAGGCUGGAAGUGUACCAGUCAGGCUAGCAACAGUAAAGCUGAACGACAAAUUGGAGACUGAGAGCUUACUGGACCAGGGAGCUGUUAUGAACGUGAUGUGCAAAGACGUUUGGAAACGCUUGGGAGUACCAAAGGAGCGAGUGCAGACGAACCUCAGGCCAGCAAAUGCAGGAUCAAUUGCAAUCAAAGGUGUCAUUCUGAGACUCAAGGUGUCAGUAGGUGGAAUAUCAAUGGUGAUGCCAGUUCAUGUAGUGAAGGACACAACGUUCGACAUGAUAAUCAGGAGGCCGUUCUUCGCAUUAACUGAGUGUGAGACGAAGGAUUUCAAGGACAGUAAUCAGAUUUUGACCUUGACAGACCCAGCAGAUCAGAACCAGAAGUGUCAGGUUGAGACCCAAGCAGCUGUUGGAUGA
Fomitiporia mediterranea MF3/22 is the source of this 1098-nucleotide messenger RNA. RefSeq lists its product as uncharacterized. The coding region runs from base 1 to 1098 and encodes 365 amino acids. The record is from RefSeq and is a predicted model, not a curated record. The transcript is spliced from 2 exons. NCBI's taxonomy places the organism in Eukaryota, Fungi, Basidiomycota, Agaricomycetes, Hymenochaetales, Hymenochaetaceae.